AUGACUUUGUGGAGUUCACAUCAAGCAGUGGAAGGAGUAAAUCCGUUGAGUCAAAAAACAAUAUCGUCUGCUUCGAAUUUUUCUGAUGAACUGGCAACUACUCGGCACCAAGAAUCAACACAAUCUCGUGGGACGAUAAAUAUCAUGGAUGAUAAAUUAGUAGCGGUCUUCGAUCAUUGUAAAAUAAGCGACCGCAACGCAAUCAAACGAUUAUCAUCAAUUUUCCGAAGCAGAGAGAAAAUACGUGAAGAAAAAGUCAAGCAAAUUAAAGAACUUUUCAAAACUGAAGAUUUGAAUGCUAGUGUCCUACAUUGGGAUAGAAAAACUUCUAGUGGAAAUAAUAAAGAACGCCUACCAGUUGUAUUAAGUUGUAGACAAAUUGAAAAAAUACUAGCAAUUCCAGUACUUGAUGAUGGUACAGGACAGUCCCAAGCUGAUGCAAUGUUUGAUGCUGUUAUUGAUUGGGCUUCAGGUCCUGAUGUACCUUUAUUUAAAAGGUUUCGAGACAGUUGGACUGAAAUUGAUACAAGUCAAUUUUCUACUGGUAUUGAAGACUCGUAUGUGCAGAACAAAAUACAAGAUCACAUUGAAGACAUCAAUCAGUUUAUCCAACAGCAACUUGAUUCUGAGCAACCAAGAGAAGACUACAAAGAACUUCUGGAGCUUGUGAAAGAUGCUAAAAUAUCUGAAGUGGCAUUAAAAAAAUUUAGCAAGCAUUUAUGGUAUUUAAAUCCAGAAACUGCAGAUAUGGCAUUUUUCGACGAAAGAAUACCACUAAACAUUAAGAACCAGAUGGUGAUUAUGUUAAAAAUUAUCGAAAAGUUCUGA
Brassicogethes aeneus is the source of this 828-nucleotide messenger RNA. Lineage: Eukaryota; Metazoa; Arthropoda; Insecta; Coleoptera; Nitidulidae. The record is from the annotation of a GenBank genome assembly.